Westerdykella ornata is the source of this 1411-nucleotide messenger RNA. RefSeq lists its product as uncharacterized. The record is from RefSeq and is a predicted model, not a curated record. NCBI's taxonomy places the organism in Eukaryota, Fungi, Ascomycota, Dothideomycetes, Pleosporales, Sporormiaceae. The transcript is spliced from 2 exons. The coding region runs from base 369 to 1112 and encodes 247 amino acids.
AUUGACACUGGAUUACUCCGCACUGUAAGAAUGGUCUGAUUUUGUGUGCCCGGGUGUACCUCACGAGACCGCUAUGCCUGAAUUGGCAAUAACGCUCGGACCAGGAGGUUACGCUCCGAUCUGGGAGCUAUGAACUCUUGUUUCAUCAUCUUCGAUCUCGUCCGAUAUUUGGAAAUCCACCAGAAACACAAUUUCAGCAUUGUUCGCUUUUAAGCCAACUCCAGGGCACUGUAUUGGAGCCCUCAGCUUUCACAUCGUGUAGUUGAUUCCAAACCGACUUAUUCUCAGACGAGCGCCUCGAUUGGCAGCAAGGCGCAAGAAAAUCGACGAUCGAUCCCCAGUGUCGGACCUUAUAACCACCUCGCAAGAUGAAUUCAAACACAUUCCUCUCUACCGCACGCUGUGCACGCUGUUCACGCUCUAGCCUUCGACCACCCAUCACACUCCGCCUCCGGGCUUCAAGAAGCGUCUCCACCCUUCCCAACAACCCGCACAUCUACAUCCACCCCGACCCCUCCUCCUCAACACCCAACACCACGAAAUCCCUCCUCUCCCUCCUCCCGACCACCCCGCCCACCCCCUCCCUCGCCCUCGGAACCACAACCUCCAUCCCCCCGACCCCCUCCACCUUCACCGAAAACCCCUCCUUCCUCCCCAUCCUCCAGUCCGUCCUCCACACCUACGCCGCCCUCGACCCGGACAUCAAACAACAAGCCGCCGCCUUCGCCUCCCCCGGCGGUUUCAAUCUCGGCGGCGGGGGAGGAGCACAACAACAGCACAGCUCCAGAAGAAGACGAGCAGAAUCAGGAGCCGGGCCGACGAGCUCGCAGGGCGGCGCGGGAGGCGCGAAUCGCGGAGGCUGGAUCCACGUCAGCGAUACGCGGAAUCCGCCCGAUUGGGGCCGAAUCGCGUCGCCAGAGGACAUCUUUGGGAGUCUGGAGGUCGACGGCGACGGCCGCUUUGUCGACGGUGGGAGCGGGAACUAUCAGGCCAGCGGCACGUAUCGCAUGGUGACCCGGGAGGGGAUUCUGGGCCUACCGCCGUUCCUGCGCGAGAGGCUGGUGGAGCGGUUGCGCGAGUUGGAGCAGCAGAUGCAGCAGACGAAGGGGUAGUUGCAGGAUGGCGGCGAUUCGGGUUGGAAGGGAAGGGACGGACGGGCUGACUGUGUCGAGCUGUACCCAGACUGCAAGCCUCUGGCUGCCUUCCUCCCUACGUACACAGCUCUGGCUCAAGCUCGCCCUCCAUACGUACGCGGAUAAUGCCUCAGCGACCUGGCCACGCGAAGAGUCCGCCUGGAGCGAGCAUGCCAGAGUCUACUCUCCCUUCAAAGUCAAGGCAUCAGGAUGGAAAUUCAAAACACCAUAUACAUGUACAGUACCUGUAUCACUAAUGUCAACUCGGCCACUUUGCC